CUGCCUUCCGGCGCAGAGGUGGGUUCGGUUGAGCUAGUUUGUUUGUGUGCGAGGCAGACGGGGGCCGAGAAGAGGGGGGGCCCCGAGUCGGAGCCGCCUCAGGUACCCACAGGAGGGCGGGGGGGCGAGAGACUCGGGCCUUGCCGGUUGUCCGGGUUACCUGAGCGAGUGUCCUCGCCGAGUGGAGCGUGGUUGCCGGAGGUUCCCUCGGAGAGGUGGUUGCCUGGCUACCCCCGGGGGGUGGGGUGGGGAGAAGUCGGGCCCUUCGGGUGGGAAGGGGUGGCGAAGUGCCUCACAGGCGCCUGGGCCUGUGCUGAGGGAACGGGGAAGAGGCCGAGUGGAGGAUCCCUGGCGUGGGGGGGGGGGGCGGAGGGGGGCUUGGUCGGGGGGGGGGACAGGGCUGCCCUCUCCCUCCCCCCCUCCUUUGGCCACGAAGGGUGGGCGACCCGUCCCGCUGAGUCUGCGAAGGCAUGGAGGACCCACAUGAGAUGGGGGGUGGAGGCGGAAGGGCCUUGGCACCCUGGGCAGUCGGAUGGCGAGGCGCGCUUGCUUCACUCUGGGGGCUGGCGACAGGGUGAGGAUCUCCAGAGGCCAUCAGGGGGUGUAUGUGUGGGGAGGGGGGGGGAGGAACAUCUUGUCCCCCAAUAAUGUGCUUUUAAUGUCUCUUCUUUAUUAUUGAAUGUAGGUGGUGUUAUAGGGAUUCUCAAGCAUGGAAUAAAUGUUGGUGGCUAGCCAUGGCUGAGGUAUUUAGACAGGCUCCUUUUUGAAACGUGGAAGCAAAGGUGGUUGCUCGGGUGAAAAGUGUAGGCUUUGCAAUGCCAAAGGUCCAGGGUUCAGUCCCUGCCCUCUCCCGAGUAACCCCUGGGAGCCACCGCUAGUCAUUGUCGAGGCAGAUGGUCCAGUGGUGUGACUCUGUGUAAAUCGGCUUCUUGUUUCCCUGUGUGGUGGAGCAGAGCCUAGAUGGGCCCGGCCUGUGGUAGGAAGUCAAGGGGGCACUGGCUGAUACUUGGGGUGCAUUUAAUAGCCUUUGUGUGUAUUACUGUGUCUUCUGUAAAUUCGAUACUGUGGCUACCCUUGCAUUGAAAGUAUUGGCAGGGCUUACUUUACAAGUCUUUAUUUUGAUGGCGAUAGUUUAAGAAACAUUGGCCGCUGCAACAUAGGCUGCACGCUUCCAUGGUCUCUCACUUUUAUUCUUGAAAUCUCGAGCUGGUUACACUGCUGUGGGGUGCCCAUAUCAAAGUCUCCAAGCCUGUUUCUUGUAUUAUGAAGGUGGUACUUUUGUAGCACCACCACCUUGUGAAAUUGCAGCUGCCCUAGUUUUUGCUGGUUGUCAUGUGACCUGAGUACAGUUGCUUGACCUGUUGAAGCUGCUAUCCUUAGUCCAUCAUGUUUUGUCAGUGCUGGAGCAUUUCUGCCUUCCCAUAGUACCUUGGUUUCCUUUUUUUUCUCCCUUGGGCUCCUUAAUCCAGAAUUUCUUUCUUCAGUGUAGUCACCUGGGAGAGGCAAAGUUAUUUGAUUAUUGUUGCUUUUCAAAGCAAAGCCACCUAUUGUGUGAUUAGCAUCCACAGGGAGUCUUUGAUUCUGUUUAAAUUCAGGGUUCUAGUUAGGCAUGUGUGAUGCUUCUACUAAUCCUUGUAAUUAUCCCCUGGAUAUUCAGGAGAUGGGCACAUUAGGGAUUCAUAGAUAUUUCUCUACUGUAAGGGGUUUAUAAUCGCUUCUUACAGCUUGACUUUAUUAAAAAUGUAUUGGGGUAGGCAAACUGCCCAGAGAACAGAAUGAAACAAAAAUAGGUUCCUUGUUGAUGCAGUAUGAAAAGUAGAGAGAGCUAGUUGGAAGUACGCUAAUGUGUCCUCAACCCAUAAGGCUUAAUGGGGGUCUAUAAUAUGGUGGAAAUUUGCAGGUGUUUAAGCUGAAAUUGUAAAAACAAAGUCAUGUGCUCAGCACCUUUAGAUAAAGUGAUUGACUACUUUCACAUGUGACAUUAUAUACUGAUUAUUUAAGAACUAGCACCCAUGGCAUGUUUUCCAUAGGAUUCUUUGAUAUUAUUAAUAGUAUUUCGAUGUUGUUGAUCUCAUAUUGCUAGUGUUGUUAUUAGUGCUAUGUUUCGUCCCUCCUUCCCUGGUUUUUGUCUUAGCAGUAAUUUAGAUUUGCUUCCAAUGUGUGAAUAUAGGUACAGUACUUAUAUUAUUUCCAUGUUUUGUAACGGCCAUUGUGCUGCAGACAAAUAAAAUUGAUCACAUCACAUGUGUGGAAUCUGAUAUUGGAUCAUUUGUAGGGCUGUAAAGAAAAGGAAGGAUGUGAAUCAUGAAAGUUAGAUUGCAGAGAGUUAUGAGGUCAUCCAGUGUGGGCUUGUCCUAGAGUUUCUUCUUCAGUCUGCAGUAUGUCAAGUGAUAAGCCUUCUAUUGUUUACUGAUGGGACAGUUUCUACUGAAUCUCUGAAAGAAGUUACCUCUUCCUACUGUUUUUCUUGAUCAGUGUAUCACAACUUUGCUUGUUAGAAGACAACUUAGUAACAUUAAAAUACGUUCACAACGGGAUCACCGUAUAUGUUCAAUGACUUUGGAGUUGGCAUCGGUUAAGUAUCAUACCUGGUUUGAGAGAUCUUUUUCAAGAGAGCAAUACUUCUGUACUUGUAGCACUAUACCCCAAAUGAGUAAGACUUGAUUACUGAUUAUAAUCAAAAACAAAGAGUGGUUCAUAACAGUAGUCUAAUGGGAAUAAGCUUCCAAAAUCUUGAUGAAAAUUAUCAAAAUUACUUGUAGUAACAAAUUGCUAUUUUUAUUGGAAGUUGCAUAUUGUAGCAAUUCACAAGCUUACUGGCUUUUGCCAGUACUAUGGGUUCGAUCUAACAUUAAUCAUACUUUGACUGGACCUAUUGAAACGGACAUGAGUAACUUAAGUCCAUUAAUUUCAAUGUGUAUGCUCUUAGCAAAACAAAGUUGGAUACAACCCUGUAUAUCUGAACAACUUUAACCAUUCUAGCUGCACCCUUUCCCUCCACUACAAGUGUUAUGAGAAGAACAUAUUUGGAUGCUUAUGCUCCGUACUUGCACUCACUUUCUCAACAGGGAAGUUGCACCCCUGAAUGUUCAGUUUCUUUUUUGCAAAGUAGCAUUAGCAUCUGCCCUACUUUUGCUUACUACCAUCCAUAACUGUACACUGCUACAAAAAGUAACUUCUGGGCUUCUUUUCUGGUGGAUAUAGCAGUUCAAGGAAUGUUUGCAUCAUCUGUUUUCUAGAAAAUCCCCCAACACUGGUUUGACAUUGUGACUUAACAACUUGCCACACAUCUCCUUCCCACUAUAUAAAAGGGUUGUGAACUCCUGUGGUCUUAAACAUGGAAUAGUUAGGAGACCAGAAAGUAUAUGAGAAAACUAGAAGGAUUUCCCUUUUCAUCUUGGAAAAAUACCUGCUCUCCUAAUUGCAUUGAUUAGCUUGGUAAGUUGAGUGUAACAUAGAUUUGUGUUCUGCUUUGAACUCAUUUGGUGGAAGAGUGGUAUAUAAGCAAAAAUAGCAAAUCAGCAAAUAAACACUGAAGGCAAAAAGGAAUCUCAAGAGCUGUUGUUUAAAGCAAAAAUACCGAGACAAGGUAUGUGUUAAUCAAGGAACAAGGGGAGUGUUGGCUUCAUUUCCUACUUCGGAGCUUUCUAGGAGUGUUUGGCUGUCUGAAUUUUGGAACAGAAUGCAGGUUGACCUUUGAUCCAAUUGCACAGUUUUUGUGACCACUAUAUUUGCUAAUAUAGGCAUGUGUAGUUUCUCUGGCUGUUUGACACAUAUUAAACAGCUAUGCCUUUAAUCUGUCUGAAAAAUGCAAAUGGACAUUAGGUUUUCAUUAGUAACAAAUGGAGAGCUCCCUGAAACUCCCAACUAAAUGUUUUGAAGCAUCUAGUUCUUCUUAGAUCUUGGUGAAGAAAAAUCAUUUAUGUUGUUCCUUUCUUGUGUUCUCAUCUGCCAUUUAUUUGGGAGGUUGGAACACUACAAAAAAAUUGCUGGGGUAUUCCAACUCUUUUCUAAACUAUGGUUAAACCUGACCACAAAAUGGGCCAUCCAAAAACUAAGGAUAUAGUAUUGCUUCCAAAAUAUUCUCAGGCCAUGACUUUGAGCUUCAUGUGGAGGGAGUUCCAAAAAUAUAGAGUAGUUUUCUGUUUUGUGUCCUUGACAUUGAUUCAGUCAUGGAAAACACAUCAUACUGUUAACAGGUGUUAUCCUUGAUUAAGAUUGCAGUGGGACAUAGGGAAAGAGAUCUGAAAGGUAUGUAGGGCCUAAGUUGCUUAGGGCUUUAUCAGAACUAGUACAGUGGUACCUUGGGUUACAUACGCUUCAGGUUACAUACGCUUCAGGUUACAGACUCCGCUAACCCAGAAAUAGUACCUCGGGUUAAGAACUUUGCUUCAGGAUGAGAGCAGAAAUUGUGCAGCGGUGGUGCGGCAGCAGCAGGAGGCCCCAUUAGCUAAAGUGGUGCUUCAGGUUAAGAACAGUUUCAGGUUAAGAACGGACCUCCGGAACUAAUUAAGUACUUAACCCGAGGUACCACUGUACUUUGAAUUGUAGCUGAGAGAAGUCAUUGCAAGCUGUGGAGCAAAAUGUGUUCACCGCUGUCCGUACCUCUCAAAAGAUGAGAUGCUCCAUUUUACCCUCACUUGCAAACUUCAUAGGCAACUCUGUAUAGAACCUAUUACAAAAGAUUAGCCUUUGUAUUACAAAGGCCUGGAAAAUUUAUUGCUAGGGCAAAUUGGGAAGGCAUUGUUGCCAUUGACUUCCAAAGGUGCUCCUUGAAGACCUUUUUAUACUGACAGGCCUUUAUGCUUUCUUGAUUAGUCAUUUUAAUGACUAUUUUCUAUUGCUUCUAUGGUGUGUCAUGUUGUAUAUAUUGACUCUGCCUUGAUAUCUUAUGAGUUGAAGGUAUAUAAAUAUGUUUUUCCCCUAAAUAACUAAAUGAGGGAGAUCAUUGCUUACAUCAAUGGGUUGUACAUUGAAGGCGAUUUGAAAAGGAGGCCCAGGUUUGCUUUCACUUUGAUAUCUGCCUACCAUUAACUUUUCAGAACUUUGCCAGUUUUCUCAAGAGAAAAUACUAAUGCAACAUGCUUCUAGACUUGAAAAUUUACUGUACUCAAGUAGAGUAAGUUGCAUAAGAAAAAUCCUAAUUAUUUUAAAGCUUUUUUGGAGAGUCUUGUUAUGUUGGGUCCCUUAGCAUAAGGAUAUCACAUAUAUUAAUCCAAAUCUGAAUCUAAGGGGUAUAUUGCUAAAAUGGUAGGCAAUAACCUCUCUGUUUUAAGUACUUGUGCCACAGUCUAGCUAGGUAAACUAACAGAAAGGACCAAACUCUUGGCCAUGAGAAUCUGGGCUGGAUAUUUUAUUUCUCAACUGCCUGCUGCCUCCUGUUCCCUGACCCUGAUGCAAUAUCCCUGGCAAACUUCAGCUUCCCGUUUUGCUCUGCCAGUAUUUAGAGACUUUCCUUUCAUCCUAGAACAAUGGGAUGGGGUAAACAUGUAAUCUCACCUCUUCCAGGCUUGCCCUUGAAUUGGUACAGGCAGAUUCAAUGCAAAUAGAGCCAUUUGCAACUAUUGUGCUAAGUGUGUGCACUCAGACCCAGGAGUAAAGGUUUUCCUUCAGACCAAAGUCCCUCAGUUGUUGAUAUUUGCUUGUUUCAAGCCCUGAGAGAACCAGACAUUUGGAAAGCUGCAGGAAAUACUAGUAAGCAGAAAUUAGUUGCAGUAGCAACUGAUGAAUUCAGCAAAUCUUCACAGACAAAAGUUAGCAGCAAGGCAGUAGUACCACAUGUCAUUUAUAGUGGCAAGCCUUCAUGGGUGGCAUUUCUGCCAGACUAAAGUUCUGUGUGGAAAAUCCAAAUUCUGUUGCAUGAACUUCGUCUGUGUCACCUUUGCAAAUAUGGACUCACUGGCAGGGACUAGAUUGUAGAAUAGAGAGUGUAGUUGGGAGAGGGAUCUGGUCUCUGAGUUUUUAGUUGUAACUUCCCACAAGUUGUAUGGGCUAGAAGAGAAUUAACAUUAUUAAUUUUUUAAUAGAAAAGUGGAAUAAAAAUCAGAACCCUAAGGGUCUUGGGAAUCUUUCAGAGCUUCCAGACUCUGAACCUUUUUGUACAUUCACGCUGGUGGAGACUUCUGGCUUCCUUUGUAUCUUGUCUACUCAUUAUUUUGUAUGUGGCCAUCCUAGUAGCUAAGCACUUGAUCACACCAUACUGACUAACUUCAACUAUUACAUGUUUAUCCUUCUAUAUGAACAAGGACAUGAAUUGGUGGCCAUGGGGGCAUCAGAGGUGGGUGGCUCUAACAGAGCGUUUUCUGCACUGCUCGUGUAGGUACUUAAUGCAUCAUUCUUCAUUACACACCAUGGUGCAUACAACUAUUAUCUCAUUUGGCUGUUAAUACAGAUUAAAGUUGUAGUCCAAAGAGAGAGAUUGUAAGAUGUGCUCAGAACUACUAGAAGCUCUUCCUAUCCCUCUGUGGCUUCUCUGAGUGCCUUAGUGGGAAUUACAGAGAAAGAGCCAAGUGGAGGCCAUUCUGGUCAUUCUGAGGACCCUUGCAAAAAGUAUCAGCAAACCAGACUUGGCUCUCAACAAGGAGGGGAACACAAUUAUAAUAAAUUAUUAUUGGAUCACUUACUCCAUCUGGUCAAUCAGCGCUACUUAGAUGUUCUCACCUGUCCUGCCCUGCACCAAUAAACAUUCAAGGUAGUUCAUAUAUCCGUUCCCUCACCCUCUAAGCAUUUUUGUUCCCAUUAUGUGCUUAAUUCCAUCUAUCCCUAACUGUUCCUGGUAAUAUUAAGGGACUAACAGAAAAUUCUUUGUAUAUAGAGAUGACCCUCAUGGUCUCUUCCAGCUGUACAAUUAUAUGAUUUUAUCUGUUGAGUGGAGAAAUGGGCUGUUUUUGUCCAAGGAGUUGUUUGCCCAGAGAUUGCUUAAUAAAUAAUAUGCAGCUCAUAGGGGAACUUCACUGGAGCAAGAGCAACUAUUCUCAACUCUUUUGCAACCCUAAAUUAAUCAGAAGGAAAUGGCAGGCUGAAUGUGCAGGCAGCAGUGAGACUUUGGAUGCAUUAUAGAGAAACUUGGAUAGACUCUAUGAACUCGAGUGUUGUCACCCACGCAGUGCCCAAACCUUGGUUCUGAAAUGAGUUGAUGAUGAAAUAUCUUCCAGUGUAGGGAAAAAGUGUUCAGAUUGGCUUGGCAGAUCUCUACGCAUAUUGUCCUAACUUAAUAGCUCUCCUCUAUGAAAGUUUCAUAUAUUUGGGAUAAGAUCAUAUAAAAUAGGGGUAACCUUAUCUGAGCAUAUAAAACAAUUGUGCUGAAAACUCUUUGGGCAAUUGUAACACUGGUAUUUCCUGCAGCUAACAUGUGGACAUCAUAUCAAUCUUUAGUUGCGUACAUAAAUCUGGGAAACACCUAUGCCAACUUCUUGGGGCAAAAAAUGGCUCAGGGAGGCUUAAAAGCACAAGAAAAUGCAACUGCAAUAAGAAACCUGAUGGUCCACGCAUCCUGAAUAGUUGUUUAGCACUGGAUUUCAAGGAAAAUACCAGAAACGAUGAUCAGAAGAAUCUUGAGAAACACUGAACCAAGCUAAUAUUUGUGUUGAUCAGCUUGCCAGUUAAGCACUCACAGAGGACAUGUAGCAGGUCAAGUUGCUGACAGAUUCCAUUACUAAAGCUACAUUGACAGAGCUAGACUAAUAAGUGCUUCAUUGGGGCUACCCUAAGAAAAUUGCUUUCCUCCACCACAAACCUGCUCUGUUUCUAUACUUGACAUGCUGGAGGCAAAGCCAGCUCUUGUAUAUCUACCAAAGAAACCAGUCAGGCUGGUGGGGUUCUCUGUGCUGCUGCCUCCAAGCACUGUGUUUCUGGCCUGCAGUUUUUUUUAUUAGCCCCCUAAGAGGAGCUGGCAAAGAAUAGGUGGUGAUUUUGUUUGCAGGCUAGUAACCUUUGGGGGCUAACUUGCAAGGCUGUUUUAUAUGGCUUCUGCGGCAUAGGUUUGCAUAGGCUAGUGUCAUAGGUUAGAUGUGGUUUCUCAGUCUCUAUCACUGAAACGCUCCCCCUGGAGUUUGGAAAGGUUUAAUUCUAGAUGUUAUUUUUAUUCAGAAUUUCUAAUGAAAUCAGAGAGUUGGCAUGCAUGAUCCUUCACUUAGGGCUCUCAGAAUCGCCAAAACGAUUAACAUAACUGUGGACUUUGACUCUAGACCUGGGCGAUACAGCGGUACCUCGAGUUACAAACGCCUCAGGUUACAAACGCUUCAGGUUACAAACUCUGCUAACCUGGAAGAGUUUACCUCGAGUUGAGAACUUUGCCCCAGGAUGAGAACGGAAAUCGUGUGCCGGCGGCGCAGCAGCAACAAGAGGCCCCAUUAGCGAAAGCACGCCUCUAGUUAAGAACAGUUUCAGGUUAAGAACGGACCUCUGGAAUGAAUUAAGUUCGUAAGUAGAGGUACCACUGUAUAUCGAUAUAUCACCAGGACUGGUACGAGGGGCAGACCACGAUGACAUAUUCACUCACUGGUGAACCCGCUGCUGCUCCCGAGUCCCUCUUCCUCCAGUGCCCAGCAUGCUGAGGGAAAAACAAGCCACCGGCGCUGGAGGCAGAGGGACUCAAGCAGCGGCGGUUUCACCACUGAUAUACCGCUGAGUGAAACUGCCAUUGUGGUCUUGGCUGAGGAGCAUGCCGCUGCCCUUGCCUCAGCCAAGCAGUUUUAGGGAGCCCCCAUCUCUCUACCAGCUUGCACAAGCCAGUGGUAGGGGGGAGGCUCUGUUAAAGUGCUUCCGCUUCCUAGCUGAGAGAGCACAAACCCCACUCCUGCUUGCACGCGAGUAGGAGCAGGAGCUGGCCUCCUCAGCUGAGGAGCGCAAAGCCCCCACUUCCCAGCUGAGAGAUCCCCGACCCCUCUCCUGCUUGCACACAAGUAGGAGUGGGAUGCGGCUGCUCAGCUGGGGAGCGCAAAGCCUCUGCUUCCCAGCUCAGAGAAGCCCGCUUCCACUUGCACAGGAGCAGAAGCUGGAUCGGGGCUGCUCAGCUGGGGAGGUGCAUGCUCCAUCACACUUUUCCAUUGAGGGGUACUUGCAUGCAAGCAGGCUUCGUGCUCUUCAGCUGAGCAGCCCUGAUCCCACUCCUGCUCACUGGGACAUUGGGGGUCGCUUAGUUGGGCCAGGUGCCUUUCCGCCCCAGAGCUGAGCAGCAGGCUGGGGCCAGCUGCAGUGUCCCCAGCUCGCCAGACGUUGGGUUGAAAGUGCCUCAUCUCCCACCGUGAGAGCUGAGGCAGUUUGUCCCAGCGCCUCACCAGCUGGGGCCAGUGCAGCUUGUUUCAACAUUGUGGUUUAUCGCCAAACCGCCAUGUUUUGCUGGCGAUACACCGCGAUAUUGAAAACCUAACAUCGCCCAGCCCUAUUUGACUCUCUGUCACAUUAUUCUAAAACUGAAAGACUGUGCACACUUGUAGGAGAGUAAGGACUGUUCAGUGCCGGGGUGUGUGUGCGCGCUUUUGAGAGAACUUGGGAGGUUCAAGCUGUAAAAAAACAUUGAGCAUCUUUGCUUAGCUAAAGUAGAGGCUUAACAAAGUCUCUGAUUCUACAAAGUUCUGAUUCUACCAUUGCAUUUCAUAGGACGAGCUAAAUGAUCUUCAAAAGCAGCAGGGAGAAAUCUCCAGUCUGCAGACCUAACUAGACCCAGCAGGGGUCCUAAUUAGGCCUCUGAGGUUAUUUUCCCCAUGUCAUACCCACCUGAUGUUGAGCAUGUAAAGAUGCAGUGGCAGAGGCACAACUGAGGGCCUUAAAAUGCAUUUCCAAUGGGUCAUUGGCAUGUGGGGCUUGUUUCCAGUGCCUUUUAAACUUGGUACCAAAUGUAAACCCUGCUGGAAUUGGUUCCAGUUGGUGCUACCAAGCAAAGCCAAUCCCUCACAAAAAGCGGGAGUUGAAUUCAGCGCUGGUUAGCAAUGACUUCAAACUCCACUGGGAUCUUGAUCUCAACGUGUGCUGUAAAGGAAAAACAGAUCACAGUGAUGUCUGAGGUUGUCAGAAUGGCCCGCCAGGUACGAGAGAGCUUAAUAUUUGGCCAUCCUGUUCCCCUCUCCUCUAAAGAACUGCUAAUUUCAAAAUUUGGUCUUCUAAAUUUAAACUGCUCCUUUGGUUGACUCAAAGGAAGGAGAGAAAUAUGCAUGAUUCUUUUUCAUUCACUCUUACUUUUAUUCAUUUUCUAUGUAGCUUUUCACAGUUCAGGGCAGCAAUUGGAAAUUGGAAACACUUGCUCCAGACUGACCUAGGACUUCAGAGAGAUCAAGCCUUCCCCUUUGAUUUUAAGCCUGUUUGAUUAGCAAAGGUAACAUCAUUGGACCCACCCUUUAAUGCUUUUUUAAGAGUGACUUUCUAUUUUCCUAUGUCUCCACACCUUUAGAAUUUGGAUGAUUAGCAGCACAAACAAACUUCAAAGCCUAUUUGAGCCUCAUGUUAACAGUUUCAUUCUUUUACUUGCCAGAGCAGGCAGGUGCAGUCAGGCUUGGAGUCCAUGCCUAGUACUUUUGUGGAUAGCUGUUCGCAGAAGUGUGUGAAACCAGCUUCUAAAAUGCCCCUUAUUCCAAGCUGUAUGGUACCAUCCUGGAUGCAGGUACCAUUACUUGUAAAUUUGGAUAACCUAUGGUGGAAGCUAAGAUGUACCGAUUUUUCUUUCUCUUCUUUGAUUCUGAUAUUACACUGAAUGAAGUCGGUUGUAACAAUGUUGGGCAAGCCUAGCAUGAUCACUUGGAGUGACUGUAGUGAACUAGUGGCGUAUUUGUGUUCCACCUGUCCUCCCAAACUCAUGGUCAUAUACUUAAAGUUUAGUUAUGCAUACUUGUUUUUGAAUGUUGCUGAUUUUAUUUGUAUGUUUUGGAUUUUUUUAUACACUAUUUAGGGUUUUGGAUUAAGUGGUUUAUAAAUUCUACUAAACAAACAAGGGACAACUGGCUUUAUGUACUGCUUGUGAGCUUCUGGCAUGGUCAGUGUUGGAGACAGAUCAGACUGGCAGUCUAAGUCCGUCAUCCUAACACAGCUCAUGUUCUUCCAUCUUUCCCUUACCACAAUCCUGUGGGUGAUGAAGAUGAGAUUAUGACUUGCUAAGGCAGUCUGUUGAACUUCAUGAGCUGGAGGGAGGGCUUGGACUCCCUCACCCACCCCAGUCUAUCUACUACAUUCUGACAAGGCUAUACACUGUAUUUUUCGCUCCAUAAGACGCACUUUUUCCCUCUUAAAACCUAAGGGGAAAUGUCUGUGCGUCUUAUGGAGCGAAUGUGUGGUCGCUGGUGGGGGGGGAGCCUGGGCUUCCCUCAACAGCCCCACAAGCUCGGGGAGCAGCGGAAAAGCUUUCCCCACCGCCAGCCCCACAAGCUCGGGGAGCAGCCUUUCCGCUGCACCCCGACCCGCUGUUUGGGGCUGGCGGUGGCUUUCCCCAAAGAGCAGGUCGGGGAGCAGCGGAAAGGCUUGUGGGGCUGGCAGAGGGGGGAAGCCACGCUUCCUUCGCUGCUCCCCGAUCUGCUCUUUGGGUUGAGCAGCUCUGGGGUAGCCUGUGAAGCCUCUACAGGGCAGCGGGGAGCCUUCAUCCCACUGCCCUGGGGAGGCUUCGCACGGCUAACCCUGGCUUUUGUGGGAGGUGGGGGAAGGGAUAGAGCGAGGCUCUCUCACUUCCCCCACCUCCCCCCAAAGCCCCCAAGAACUGCAUUUUUUUUCUUGAAUUCCCCCCCCCCCCAAAAAAAGUAGGUGCGCCUUAUGGAGCGAAAAAUACGGUACUUGCAGGUCCUUGCCAAUCAUUCUCAACUACCGAUUUCUUAAAUAUGCUUCCAUUCUACCAUGUUGUCAAGCAUUAUCUACCUUAGCAGUGAAGCUAGUUGGCGCUCCUUGUUAAUAGGAAAAGGAGACAAUAAUGCCUUGCUAGACACUGUGUUAAAACUCCUUCAGUGCAGAAAGGAAGCUCUAGAAAGUUUCCUUUGACAGGUUUGGAGAAAGAUGACUUUGUUCUGGUGCAUGUUUAUUAAACUGCAUAAAGGAGCUUACGGGUUUUGUGAACGAAGUAACAAUAUACUUGAUAGUAAAACUUCUUGGGACAACUGAACUUCCCUAGAUGUCAUUGCUAACCCAGUAAUUUAACCUGCCAACAAAUGCAUAUUUGGCUUUCAGAAACUUUCUCUUUCCACAAAUGGCUUGUUCAUAAACGCACUUCUGGUCUGCUCCUUACUUCUGACUGGAAUGUGCCUGCCUACAACUUUAGGCUACGCCGAAAAUACUUGUUUUGCCAGUUUUCUAUUCAGUGCUCAGUGCUUUUUCCCCUGUUACACAUGCCGUCUCCUUAAUCAGGUCACCUCUAAAGUUGCUUGAUUAAACUGCUUAGGAGAGUGCCCUUCAAACACAAGGUAUGAAGAAAACUACUUCCCAGAAGCACUCUUACUAUGUAGGGGAGAUCUCCUGAUGUCAACCUAUUCUUUAUCUUCUAAGGUUCUCUUGAACACUUUAAUUGUUGCUAGAAUGCAUGCCGGUUUCUAAAUAAGCUGCUGCAAAAUAUUUACAAGCAACAGUGUAAAUUAAGAUUAAAGCAUUCCGCAUAUAUGAAGGAAAGCAUUUGGAAGUCCACAAAAUGGAUUUGUGGGCUAGUUUGGUCUUUUUUAGUGUCUCUUUCUUUGGCAGUGUCUUUUAAGAAGCUUGCUGAGAAAUAUUUCUAGUGAUAGCAUUUUAUCACUUGAUCAGUUUUGGGGCAGGGUAUUGUAGAGUGUAGAUGCCUUUUUGUUUCAGGCAGAAACAAAAGUUUUUAAAACUCAUUACCUUACAACAUAAAGUAUUCCACUUUGGUUGAUCACGUAACAUAGAAGUGCUCCAGGUGCCCUGAAGUAAGGAGCCAAACACCCAGUUCACCCUCUCUGGCCUUGUAAGCAGAAAAAUACUUCAAUGUACAGAAAACACACUACAAGGGUUUCCAAUAUGGUUAUGCCUUUGCUGUGUAUUACUGGGAUUUAUCCUGCAAACGGAAAUGGGGUUUUUUUUUGGGGGGGGGUGUAAAAAUCAUCUCAGGGAGUAGUGCACCCUUAAAAUGCCUUUUACUGUGAAAUCAUGAAGCCUUGCUGGAAAUAAAUUACCAAAAAAGGAAGAGAUUGUGCUGCAGAUUGUCUCAAGUGGUAGUGCCCAUAGAAUCAUAGGAUAUUGACAAGCCGGAAGGUGUGCAGAGGUGGGCAACCAAGAGGAUCAAGGGUCUGAAAACCAAUCUUUAUGAUUGCUGAAACAAUAAUUUUGCCCUGUUUGGAGCAAAACAUCAAGUGCAAAAGAGUUUUCUAUUUAGCUGGACUCUUAUUUGCACGAAGGAACCUAAUAUUGCUGACAAGCUCAAGAAAUAGUACUGCGAGGCUGUUCUCAACAGUUUGCAAUAUACUAAACUUAGGUCAACGGCUUGGUUUAAAGCUUUAGUUGCACCCUCCUUAAUUUUAAUCUUCAUUUGUAUAUCGGUGCCGUACAAUCCUUUGCGUAGGAAACGACUCAGACCGUACCUGCAUGUGUUUAUCAUGCAAAAACUGCUGGACACGCUUGGCAACAGGUAGUGUUCUCUCCAUGAUCUCUCAUUAUGAAGGGGCAUUUGGUCAAAUGAUUUAGGCAGCACCUUAUCCUGGACUUUUUCUGCCGUUUCUUCAUCAGCAUGAUAAAAUUUGUUUGUUUAUUUAUUUAUUAUUAUUUUAUUAAAACUAAUUAAAUUAAAUUAAAUUGUAACAAUGUUUCCCCAUUUCCAAUAUACAGAAUUUAUAUCUGCUGUGCGACCCACAGUUUUCACAGUAAGGAAAUUGCAUAGAAGAGUGAUCAGCAUUUUGAUGAUGAUAUUAGGGUACAGGGAGCUUUGCAUACCCAAAAGAUAGAUCCCUGCCCUUAGGAGCUUGCAAUCUAAACAGAGAUGGUGGGUGGGUGAGCAGAGUCAACAGGAGAUGCAAGAGACAAAGGGAUGCCAAAUGCCAAAUGGUUUGUUCACUGCUGUUGCCACAUCCUCCGUUUUGGCUCAGCGACUCCAGCUCAAGGAAACAUAAUCGCCAAUACGAACACCAGUGUUUACAUGCACCCUACUUCCUCAAGCUCUCAGAAGUUCCAGGGGGAGCACAUAUCUGAGUUUGGCUUCCUUUUAUAGGAAACGGCUUGUGCUGUUGCUUUUUGAAGUUUUUGAGAUUCCUUUACAAAUAUGCAAAGUGAAGCAGAGGAAGCGACUAUGAUUCUAAUACGAUCUAGUUGAAAUUCCUGCAUUGCAGGGGGGUUGGACUAGAUGAACCUCGGGGGUCCCUUCCAACUCUGCGGUUAUCUGGUUUUCUGGGCGCAUAUUGGAAAAUACAUGUGGGCAGAGAAGGAUCUCUGCAUAAAAACAGGGCAGCGUGUCACUUAAGCAAGGUUCCCUGAACAGCCAGGGAGCAGCUGUGCAAACUGCUUCUUUCGAAGUGCACAGAGCUCUCUUCCCAGGGAGCCUGGGCAGGAUGUCUGCAAGGUCAUUGCUCAACUGCACUCUCUCACUCUCACAAGAGAGUUCUUGGAAAAGGAAAGAAGCGUUUUCCUAUGUUCAGCAGAUUCAGCAAAACUAAAUCUAAAUACAUACUAUUACUUUGCUACCAGUGAAAGUCUGUGCUGCUGGCUUUAACUGUGUUCCACAUUUGAUCUGGGUGCAUAGUGCAGAGGGACUUCUCUGGAUAAUUUGUCUUAACCAUUUUGAAGCCUUGGAUUGUGUGAAUAACAAUUGAUUUUAUUUUUUGACUCGUGGAACACUUAGGUGAAUCCUGGACGACGUUUCUAGCCAAGUUUUGGAUUUUGCUGUAUUUAAAGUUGCUGAGUUUGAAGUUGAGUUAAGAUCCUGACUUGUUCAGAUGGAAUGGGAAGCUUUGUGGUUAGUUAGGUAUUUGCCGCUUUUAAUUGCUGCUCAUUGCGGAGGAGAUGUUUGCCAUAAGCAAGAGGCUCAUGCAUAAUUAGCUUAAUAAGAUAAUGAAUGAAGACCUUGGGUGGCCCAGAAUUCUGCUUUUAAGAAAGAGGAAGCAAAACUUGAUGUUUAGAAAGUUUAGGAAAUGUUUCAGCCUUUCCCUGAAGAUGCUGCAGUUCCCGCUUUUUUUAAGCGGGGGUUAGUAAUGCAGUGGUGAUUGAAGAUUCCUGAGAAUUAACUUGCUGCCCUCAGCUUUUAUAUUCUUGCUCAAAACUGGCUUAAAUAAAAAUGUCAACCCACACAAGAAGCUUGUCAGAGGUGGCUGGCCUUGAGAGAAGCUUGUGUGAGAGAGAGGCUUUUUUUUUUUGCAUGGGUUAUGAUUUCAAUUGUUACCUGUCAGAAACUUAAUGCUUUAUUGGAGUUCAUUUUUAAGGGUGGGUGGCUGGGAUUUUGCUUCAAGUUACAUCUCCGUGUUGAAAUAAAGGAUUCUGUGAGCUAUUAUGAGCUUGCUUUUUUAAAAAAAUCCAAAAUACUACCCAAAUCUAAGGUGGUAAACAAACAUGGAGAUAGACCGUACCGUCUGCUUUGCUACCAGCAAAUGUCUGUGUGGUGUCACACAUUUUUACUUCUAACUUACCAAUCGAUCUGUUUCAGAAAAUGUAUGGUGGGGGACAGGGCCAUUUGUGCGCUGGGAAGCAAAUGAAACACAUCUUCCAGCUUUGGGACAAAAGACGCUCAGGUUCAGGACUUGGUAACUGCCUUAUCGCCUAGGAAUUUGAAAUCUUCACCCUGGUGUCUUUUGUGAUGUUUAUCUAUCCCCCCAAUAGUGAAUCAUCUGUAAAGCAGGCCUGUGGUGUGAAGAAAAACUUCAUUGAAGAAAAGCGUUGAGCUGAUGAGUUAUACUUUGUGAACCUCAGACAGCUGCAUGUGCACCUCACUGACAGCUUGGUCCAAACUCAUGAUGUAAUUGAGAUGUUAAGCACUGUUGUAAUAUACCGUUCUGGGUCGGGUCAGGGCUGUUGUCCCUGUAGCCCUGGUGCCAUGUGAUGUGAAGAAAAAUCCAGUUCAGAAACUGCUUGCGACGUCUUGAAGAAUGUGAGCAGGAAAGACAUCCGCAGUAGUUGCUGACUCAUGGAUCACAGCGUUUCACUGCACAUGGGAGUUCUUUCCCCUCCAAGGCUAAUUCUGGAGGGUUUGUUUGCUCUAGGAGAUUUAUUUUUUAAAAAAUAAAAUAACAGCUUGUCUCCUCUGAAGUUUGUUCUUGGUGUUUUGACAUUACAAUCACCAAAUGCAGUGUUUAGCUACAAUGCAGAUAACCAGGAAUCUGACUCUUUCCCUGCUGAAUAGAGUGUGUCUGUGGCUUGUCUGGUCAGGUGUCAGGUUACUGUGCUGAUUCUGGGCUAAAUAUUGUUGGAUAUCCAUCCUGACAUCUGGUUUGAAAGCCCAUGCUUAUCUUGCACAUCCCCCUUGAAUGACAGGGCUGCCCCCCCCCAUUUCACAAAUUGAGGAACCAAAUAUGUUUCUGUUGUUAAUUGCUCAGGUUUUGACUGAAGCUAGUUUUACUGCUCGAUUCAACUUAAUACCUUUCACUUGUCUUUAUUGCGCCUACAUCCCAAGCCUUCAGUGUUUUUCACCUGUCCAGCACAGCACAUCAAUCUGGUUUUUUUCUGUUUUUUCCCCCAGAAGGAGUUGCUCACAGCUGUUGGACAAAGUUAUCCACCUGUUCCAGGCCAAAAGCUCCUAUACUCACAAAGUCUGAUCGGUGGCUGGUAGUUUUUUUUGCAUUGGCUGGAGCACAGGCUGCUCUUAGAAUCCAGGCCAUGACCAGCAGAGGAGCUGCCAGGCCGAAUGGUCAGUCGCAAGCCAGCAAGAUCUGUCAGUUCAAGCUAGUACUACUGGGCGAAUCAGCAGUAGGCAAGUCCAGCCUGGUGCUGCGUUUUGUCAAGGGACAGUUCCACGAAUACCAGGAGAGCACCAUAGGUGGUGAGUUUUUUGGGGGGGGGAUCUCUUCUUGGGAGGAAAAUCGAUAGCCUAAAUUUUAGGAAAGCACCUUUGGAUUCCAGCAUAACAAACUCCACCUGGGCAAGGUCAUCCACUUUCAAAUAGGGUGCACUUCCCGACACCUUCAUCCCGAAGCGUAGCCACUUACUGUGCUUGUUUACCCUUUCAGUAGCCCUCUGGAAGUCUGCAGGUGGUAAGGGUGAUAGUCUAACCCCACCAGCUGAAUCUGCUGUUUGAAAGGCUGUUAGAGUCAUGGUUUGGUUGCUCUUUUGGUUGGAGGUCUUAAACAAGCAAGUAGGCAUCAGUAAAUCAUAAUAUGGGACGCGGGUGGCACUGUGGGUUAAACCACAGAGCCUAGGACUUGCCGAUCAGAAGGUCGGCAGUUCGAAUCCCUGUGACGGGGUGAGCUCCCGUUGCUCAGUCCCUGCUCCUGCCAACCUAGCAGCUAGAAAGCACAUCAAAGUGCAAGUAGAUAAAUAGGUACCGCUCCGGCGGGAAGGUAAACGGCGUUUCCAUGUGCUGCUCUGGUUCGCCAGAAGCGGCUUAGUCAUGCUGGCCACAUGACCCGGAAGCUGUAUGCUGGCUCCCUUGGCCAGUAAAGUGAGAUGAGCGCCACAACCCCAGAGUCAGCCAUGACUGGACCUAAUGGUCAGGGGUCCCUUUUCCUUUAAAUCAUAAUAUACUAGUGCAAUGGUUGCUUUAAAAAAAAAAAAAAAAUCGCACCCAUAUUGUUAAAAUACAGUGACCCCUCCCAAUAGUUACAGUUAAAACAGUAUAUACUUAAUAAUAGUGGGGGAGGGGAGGGAGAGACCUGUUUCAGCCUGAGGACCAAAUUGGAACUUACCCAUCCUUCUGGGUACUACGUUUCAGUGAUUGUUGGGACAAAAGUGGGCAAGGCCAAACAAACACACACACACACACACAAAAAGAGGGGGCAAAGUGCAAGGAUUUCUAUCCCCCCCCCCACAUUGUCAAAAACACAAGUGCCAGGUACACAGUGCACUUUCCCUCUUUUACACACACACAUACUUCCAGGCACAUAUACAUACACUCUGAUGCGAUGGGCAGGAAGACACAUGCAUUUCUAGCCCUCUCCAGCGCUGGGGUGGAGGUGACUGGAAAGAUCCUUUUGUGCUAUUUAGGGAGACUCAGAAGACAGAGGGAUUUUAUCUCUUUAUCUUAGCCUUGUGAGGCACAAAAUACCUCUUCUGUUAUUUGCUCUCAGAGAGGGCUUAUCUCUGAUUUUAGGGCUUUGGUACUUAGGUUAGAGGUGAAAAAUCCCUUUACUAUCCUGUGUCAGACAUCAGGUGAUUGGCAGGUGGGCAUGGUUUGCCCAAAUGGCCUUGUGGGCCUAAUUAGGCCCAUGGGCCCACAGUUCCCAGCUGUUGAGUUAAUACACUGUUUAAUUCCAGUUACCUUCACCCAUUUUAGAGUACUCAUAAUCUUGCUUUAUCCAUAAAAUAUUGUAUGCGGUCACUGGAGAGAGAGAGAGAGAACACUGUGUUUCUUUUUUUAAAAAGUUUUCUUUUCUAGAUUUGGUUUGCUAAAUGUACUGCAGAAAACUAAAUGAUCACAGAAGUACUUCUAUAAAACCUCAUACCCCCUUUAAAAUCCCUUACCUGUAUUUAUGCAGUGCAGUGGACUCACAACUUGCGCGUGUUUAACUUGCUUGAUUUCAACUUUACGCAUUUGAGAGCUGACAGUUGAAAUCACACAGAUUAAACGCACAAAAGGCAAAAGGCUUAAAAGCAGGGUUUUCUCAGUGUAGAAAGAGCUCUUAAUCUCUCAGACUUGCUAAUGGGGCUCUCUGGUGAGAUCUCACAGGAACUCAAGACAGCCCUGCCAGACAGCUGGUAAGCAAGGUGGAGCGCUUAAAAGCUCUCUGCCUUGCGUGUGGGGUAAGACCUGUUUUGUGCGCCAGCUCUGAAAGCUAAGAUUGCUCAUGAGAGGGCAGUACCAAGAGAGUGGGUUGACUAUAUGUGUUUUUGCAUAUAGGCACCAACCCCAGAAUGUAACCCCCAUGCAAAAGAUGCAAAACCACUGUAAAACAACACCAGUAUUCUUUUGCUUUAUGUAGUGGUGCACAUGGACUGCAUUUUCCCUUAAAUUCCUCCAUAAUGCUUCCUUAAGAUUUUUGCUGAGUCCUUUUAAGGUCUUACCACCAGCAGCCACCCUAAAUACCAUCAUUGUUUGGCUACUUUCUGCGAGACAGGGAUAUUUGGGGGCUGAGGGGCAAUUGCGCAUCAACUCAACACUAAGUAGGGGACAAGGUGGGAAGAUGCUAUAGUGUGUGUGUGUGUGUGUGUGUGUGUCUGUGUGUCUGUGUGUGUAAGGUAACAUUCAGACAUUAGGUUAUUCCAUCAUUCAUAGUGGUACAGUCCUUUGAACUUGCACCAUAUGUUUUUUCUACAUGUCUAGGCCUAACCCACAAUAUUUACAGGAGAAAAUUUUUCAUAUUAUUUGCGUUCAUGCUUAUUUCUGUACAAGCUGCUCCAUGCAGCCUUGGAGACUUCUUAACAGAUUGUUAGAGGUCAGAAUAUUUAUCAGGUUAAUAUCACUUUUUGAUUGGUCUCCCCAUGGAUGAUUCAGCUGGUUCACAACAGUAAAAAUUCAGUCACUGUAAUUAUGAUAUAUAAAGUUAAAUGAUUGCAUCUAUUUUGUCGGGUCCCUAAGCCAACUCUUCACCUUCUCAUUUCACAGCUGCUUUCCUCACACAGUCUGUCUGCCUAGAUGACACAACGGUAAAGUUUGAGAUCUGGGACACAGCUGGUCAGGAAAGAUAUCACAGUUUGGCCCCUAUGUAUUACCGAGGGGCUCAAGCUGCCAUUGUGGUGUAUGACAUAACCAACCAGGUAAGCAUGCAGUGUUUGCUAUCUUUUGGGGAGAAAGGGCAGUAUCAAGGUUAAAACCAACAGUGUGGAGACCUCAUACAAUUACAGUGGAAGUGUCUGUCAGCUGAUGAUGCCUCAGUUCCUUUGAACAUCCUUUCCCAUUUCAGAUGAAGCUUGUUGGAAACAAGGGCCAUCUAAAGACUUAAACACAGUCAAUUAUUGGUUAGAAACUUCAGGUGAUUGCUGCCAAGUAAGACCCACUGUCUGACCAAAGCAUUGCCUUGUUCACAUUAAACCUUUGCUCUAAACAAACUUCCCGACUAGUGGCUGAUUUGUUAUUUUUUGAAAAGUUAAAACCACAAGUUUGCAUUUGCUCUGGAGUAAGCAACACAAUUUCCUUGAUGCCUUGAAUAAAUAUGAUCAACACCUCAUAGAGGUCAGGGUAGUUCGGGGUUUUUUAAAGGCAAAUAAUUUUAGAUAGGUAUAAUUUACGCUCUGAUACCUAGAUAGGAAUUUACACUCUAGAAAAACCUACUUAGGAAGUCCUACUGAGUUGAGUGGAAAUUACAUUCAAGUUGCUAUGUUUAGGAUUGCAGCCUAAGUGUGAUGUUGCAGGAAUUAAGAACCAUGGUGCCUUUGCGGCAUAUCCUCCUGGGCCCCACCUGCCCCUUCCACAGCAAUUAGGUUUGACCUACCACCCCCUUUUCAGAAUUUUCUUUUACUCACCACCCCCUGGAGAUCUACCUUAUUUAAGCGAACAAACAUUAAGACACUGACAAAUUUGUGUUCUUUUGUGUAUCUAUGUUUCUGCUUAUGUCCUAUAACAUAGCAGAGAAUGCUGUUGUUGCGAAGAAGACACCUUGAAGCUUGAAAUUAUAAAAUUAUUAAAACCCAUGGGGUGGACCAUGGAGUGAAGCCUGAUGACUCAGUCCAGUCUGCCCCAGGGACAGGGACAGUGCGGCAGCCCAUCUACCAUUGGCCAAAUAAGCAGGCAAGCUGCAAUCUACUUCCAGGCUUUGGGUGAAGCCGAAAAGGGUUCACCCAAGCCCAGGAAAACCCCUCUGAUCCAGGGGAGGCAUUGUGACCAUCCCACAAUAGUGCCCAACCUGGCAGUAAAUAUCAUUACACAACAGAUGAAACAUGUAUGAAUGGAUUUUCAAAAAUUUCUUCUUUUUUAUGCUUCCACUGCCCCCUUAUUUUUAUUCAACGCCCCGAAUUUCACCCGAGUCUAGUACCGCCCCCCUGGAUUGUUCCAGCACCCCCUUUGGGAAACACUGAUCUGUGUGAAGCCACUGGGAGCUGUCAUCAGGAGAUGUGGAGCAAAGUCUCAUCAAUAGGCAGAUGACACCCAGCUCCAUCUCUCUGUUCUAUCUGUAUCGGGAAAAGCAGUUGUGGUGUCAGACCAGUGCUUGGAGGUGGUGAUGGGCUGGAGGUGAUGUACCUCUUUAUCCAGACCUUUGCCACCUGAGAUGUAUAAUUUUAGGAUCCACCCUAUUUUUGUGGUUGUAAGUUGUUUUUAAUGUUGCAUUUUAAAUUCUUGUAACCCGGCUUGGGGCCUUAAGAUGAGUGGUGGGGUAAGAAACUAAAAUAAUAGCAAUCAUAGUAGAUGUUUGGUUUGAUUAUGUCCUUGAGAACCUGCAUGUCCACCAAUAGACUGUUGCAGUGACAGUUGGAGGAAGCCUUUUGUUUCAACGUACUGCAGGUGCACAUUGGGUGAGUUGGUUGAAGAUAGGAAUCCUGGUCCCUUCUGACUGCACACCUGACAUUUUGGCCUCUCCUUUUCUGAUAGGAAACGUUUGCACGAGCGAAAACAUGGGUGAAAGAACUCCAGCGGCAAGCUAGCCCAAACAUUGUCAUAGCCUUAGCAGGAAAUAAGGCGGAUCUUGCCAAUAAGCGCAUGGUAGAGUAUGAAGUAAGUAGAGCUUCUCAAACCCCUCAGAUGUCUAUUGUACUCAUUCUUACUUCAAGACAGAAGGAAUGGUCCAUAGUUUGCCAGCCCGGGAGAGGGCAUUCUCUGUGGCAGCCCCUCAGCUGUGGACUUCCCACCCCUAAGAGGUGCAUCUGACACAUUAUUGCAUAGUUUUCAUCACAUGCUGAAGACUUCUUUAUCCUUGCCUUUGACACCUGAGAUACAGAGUUUUAGGGCCUGGCCUAUUUUUUAAAAUCAUUUUUUUAAAAGUGAUUUUAAUACUGUAUUUUUAAAUGGCUGUAACUCAACCUGGGAGCUAUUGAUGAAGAGUGGGUAAGAAAUCAAAUUAAUAAUAAUGAUAAUACAGUGGUACCUCGGUUUUUUAGCGUCUUGGAAGCCAAACGUUUCGCUUUUCGAACGCCGAAAACCUGGAGUUGCUUCCAUUUUCGAACGCGCCUCGGAAGCCGAACGGCUUCCACUGAGGUUUUUUCCAUUUUCUCCAUUGAAAUUGCAGGCUGCCCUUUGCACCUCGGUUUUUGAACAUUUCGGAAGUCGAAUGGUCUUUCAGAACAAAUUACGUUCGAAAACCGAGGUACCCCUGUAUCAGGAGGAAUAUGCUUCCCUCUCCCUCCAAACUUCCCAACCUGAUUUGUCACUCCUUCGAGAUAGUCCAGCCUUUUGGUACUUUAUUGUAUUGUAAACAAAAAAAACCUGAGCAAGCCUGUCUGCCCAGAUUGAUCUGGGCAAUCUAGAAUAUGCAGUCGUGUUCUAAAAGUAAGACCUACAUUUGUUCUUUACAGGAGGCCCAGGCUUAUGCAGAUGACAACAGUCUAUUGUUUAUGGAGACAUCAGCCAAGACAGCAAUGAAUGUUAACGAUCUCUUCCUGGCGAUAGGUAACCCAAAGACACUACGUUGCAUUGUUUAUCGGGGCACUGUCUCUCUAAAGAUUCAUGUGGCUUCACUUUAAGUUGUACAUUGAGUUCUGCAGCCUUCUGCUGCCUAGGGUUACUGCCCAGCAGCCAAUGGUUGGAGCAGGUAUUGGGCUAGACCCUCCCACCCUGUUGUAGCAGAUGCAAAUGCCAGCUAAAGAGAAUGAAAGGUGUCUUGCAAAUAUUCCGUCAGGUCUCAACUUGCAGAACAGCUAGAGACCUUUGGGCUUUCCUUGACAUGCUUCUUUUCAGACAUCGUUAUACCAUGUGCAGCCUUCAUAUAUUGGACCUUUGUGGGAAUGGUCCCCAGGUACUGAGGCCCACCUGAGGCAUUCUGGGUUGCUGUAUUAACAGGGUGGAAGUUCCGCAGGUCUGCUUGCAGAUGGAAAGGGCUGCAGGCCCUUAAAUACAGGUUUAAGGGAGUAUGCUGCUUCCUUCUCUCUCUGUGUGUGUGUCUCUUCCAUCUCCCCUUUUUCUCAGUGAGUUUUCUGCCAUGCUGCUACCUCCCAGCACGAGCCUGGUCCUCCAUACAUCAAAUUUUGGCAAAUGCUGAAAUAAAUAACCUGGUUACACCCAUUUUCAGGAACAGGGCUAAGAGUGCUGCUACUGAUGGGUAUCAAGCUGUGCUCGUUCUGUUUUCCAUUCUUUCCUAUUACUGUUAAUCCACGGCAUUCUUAAGAAUGAAAACAUGACCAGCAUAAAGGCCACAAGUACUGGACUUUCUGGCCAUCGCAGAGCAAUCUCAUGAUAGGCAAUAUAUUUAUUUUCAAAGAGGGUUUCACUGUGAUGCAUCAUUAGGAUAUUUUACAAAGAAAUCAAAGAGUCUUGAAAUGGGUGAAGAUACUUUCCAGGGACUUCCACGGGUGCAGGAAGCCCUGCCUAUUUACACUGACGCAGGUAAAGGUAAAGGGACCCCUGACCAUUAGGUCCAGUCGUGACCGACUCUGGGGUUGCAGCACUCAUCUCGCUUUAUUGGCCGAGGGAGCCGGCGUACAGCUUCCGGGUCAUGUGGCCAGCAAGACUAAGCCGCUUCUGGCGAACCAGAGCAGCGCACGGAAACGCCGUUUACCUUCCCGCCGGAGUGGUACCUAUUUAUCUACUUGCACUUUGAAGUGCUUUUGAAUUUCUAGGUUGGCAGGAGCAGGGACCGAGCAACGGGAGCUCACCCUUUUGCAGGGAUUCGAACCGCCAACCUUCUGAUCGGCGAGCCCUAAGCUCUGUGGUUUAACCCACAGCGCCACCCGCACCCCUUAAUGACACUAGUAGGGGUCCUCAUACUGAACAUUAUACUUGGUAGCACUUUGCAUCUCUGAACGCUUUAGCCUUUCCAUUUCCUUUACUUUAUUUUGCUGGCUAUUAUAUGAAGUGCUGUAGCCAAACCAUUGAGGAAUAGGAGCUGCAUAGCUGUGCUUUGCCAUAUGCCUGCAGAAAUGUUUUGUUGUCUGUUGCACUCCCUCCCUCCCCCUUUAAUUUUUUUUAUCACCUGCAGUCAUUGGUUGGACUGCAAGACAGAGUAUUUCAGGAAACUCAGAACUUUCCCCUUGAUUCCUCAGUGUGUGUUUUGCAGGAUGAGUUGGCUCUACCUGCAUAUUCUUCUUUAAACAGAAGUUGCAACACAUAGCCCUACCCUGGAUUAGGAAAGUGGCCUAAAACUGCUGGCUAUUACCAGUGGCAAUGCUACAUGCUUUUCGCCUGCACUUCAGGCUUACAAUUGCAUCUCUCAUCUGCUUUGGGUAAAUGAUCAUGUAUGAGCGGCUAAUCCAAACGGCAAGUCCAAAUUCAGACUCUUGGAGGCGGCAGAGGCGGGGGGGAGUGAAGGAAAUACCUCCAUAGCCCCCACCACUGCUCCACUUGGGGGGGGGGGUUCCUAGAACAAACCAGCCCCUUUAUAAAUUCCAGUUUAGCAGGAAUGUGAAAUAUUUCUGUGGAACUCUAUGGUUCAUUGAAACUGUCGCUGUUCAAACCUACCUUGCUUUCAAUCUAACACAUAUUUGUAGUUACCUUGGUGGAACUAUAACGGAGAUUUGUCAGCCACUGUUAAGGAAACCUAACAUUAACAGUACAAAAGCUGAGCAAUACGAGAACUGCAGACAGCUUGUUGCACCUGCCAUUUGGAGCAUUAAAAAUAAGUGAGUUGGGAAGGCUUUAGGAGAUAGAGGAGUUCCAGAUUUCUGCAUAGCCAAAAUGUCCUUGUUCCAAACUUUACUCCUGUUGUUUAAUCCCAAAGGGGGAUGAACCCAGGAAGUUCCCCCACACCUAACACAUAUUGUUUUUUUUUCUCCUUCUAGCUAAGAAGCUGCCAAAGAGCGAGCCCCAGAGCACAGGGGGUGCCGUGGGUCGGAAUCGAGGGGUGGACCUUCACGAGCAGUCCCAGCAGAACAAGAGCCAGUGUUGCAGCAACUAAACGGUGGCAUUAAAGCAGCCGGCGAGAGAUAAGAUAUAACCUCCAUUUCCGCCCCACCACACCACACCUCACCUCCAAUAACAGCAUCGGCGCACUUGGAAGCCGCCCUCCCUCCCUCCUCCCGAGAGCUCCGUUUAACUGCACUUCUAAUGCUUCAGAAACCACCACCAGACGUCUGUUACCACCACCCCCCACGAGGAAAGUGGAGAUAGACCGACCGGGGACUUAACUUCCAAAAACAAACUCUUUCUUCACUUUGUAUUAUAGGUGCAAAUAGCUACCUAAUUACUCUGAUUCCCCUGCUCUGUUUUCUCCAGAUAACAUUUCCUCUCCUCUCUCUGCCCAACCCCUCCCUCCCCACCGCUGUCUUUGCUCUGUGUUCUUGGUCCUGUAACAUCCACCCUCUCUUUACCUCCACCUCCCUUUAUUUUGUUUAAUGCUAUGUGGGGUGGGGUGGGGAGGGUCACAACCGAGGGAGAUCUUAAUUCUUGUAGAUUCAUUUUUAAGAGCGAGGUUGAAUGGGCUCCCUCAAGAAAAUGCAUUUUUGAGGGGGUCCUCCCAGAGUUGUUUUUUAAUUUCCUUUUUUCCCGGUUUUCAGAAAAGCUGCAGUGUCCUUCAUUUAUCUUUUUUUCCAGGGCAGCCUUUUGUGGCUGGGUCGGAGAGGAAGAUUGUAUCUGAACUUUCGCUCGUGUCUUGCUUGCUAUGACCUGAAUGUGGCCCUUGGUGUCAGCGACAUAAAUCUGAGAAUCAUGCGUGUACAAGUGUAGAAUAUCGCAAUUUGUUUCCUCAGACCCUCAGAUAGCCCUUGAUUUUGAUGCCUUAGAAGUUUUGGCAGCCGGGAUAGUGUAGCGGAGGGAGAGGAGUGGCAACGUUGACCUGCAGAAGACCAGUCAAAAAGGCGAUUGUCUCUCCUCCUGUUGUGUUAAUGUUCAGGUUGCUGUUUGCAGGUUGUGCUUCAGUUAUCCAGAGUCCCAUUAAGAGAGAUUCUCUGCUCUGCUCAAAAUGGGUGUGGCCUGCUGUCUGAAAGAAGAAUGUGCAAGGGAAGUCAAGCUCCCUUUGUUCAGCUGGGAUGCAGUAGAGGAGCCUGCUGAAGUUUCCUUUUGAGAGCUUCGGCCUGCACCUGUAUGCACAGCCUUGCACGUUGCGCAGAACUUUUGUUCUAAAGUUGCCAAAAGGAGAAAGGCCAUUGGGUCCUUGGGAGAAGGCUGGGGCUGCGGGUGCAGGCAAGUCAGAAACAGGACAACAUGCUAGAUGGGAAGAGAGCUGCUAGUAGGAGGACCAGUACUGUACUUUCUAAACCCUUUUACCUGCCAGGGAGCGCCCAGCUUGCCUUUUGGCUUUUUCCUAUACCCUUGCAGAACCUCCCUGUGUACAAACCCAGUCUUGCCCUAGGAAGCUGUCGAGAGGUGGCAGUCUAGAGCGGUAGAGCAGCCCCUUCUGUCUUCAGCCUCCCUCAGACCCCAAGGGCUGUUUAAACUUGAUAAGUGUUUGUGCCCUGUUUGUGUUCAGUUUUCUCUGUAAAUAGUACAGCACAAAUUUGUAUAAAUUAAAGGGGGGGGCGGGUGGUUGCGGGAUUUUUACUUCCCUGCUAUUAGCUGAACAAAGUAAUAGCUUUUAAAAUGUAGCUGUAGAUAGUGCUGACCUGUAAAGGCGACGCAUGCUACCAUCUCUCACCCACAUUUUGCUCUCUGAAGAGCUAGCAGCAGCCCAGCAUCUCCGUUAGAAAUGGCUCCUCUUCCGAUAGUGGCCUUCACCAGGGUAAAUAGCACCUUCCCGCCUCCAUCCCUCCUGGCAUUUUUUACUUGAAGCCUCAAGCAUGAGUACAGCUUCUAAAAUGUUAAGAGUUCCACAGUGCUGUCCACAUCUUGGCAGCGAAUCAGCUGGCUACCCACAGAAGCAUCUCUUGGGUGUACUCUGUUGGCUCCCCCAUGCAGACUUCUCACAUAUGGUUGAAUGUUAUUGUGGGACAGCUUGGAACGGAUUAUGUUUAAGCGCACACACACACCUGCACAUCCUUUCCCAUUAUUUCCCUCGGCAUGGUUUGAAGCACUCUCAUUUUCCACAUGCUUGCACCUGUGGCUUGAUGCCGGUUUGCAUUUACUUGCCUCUUCCCAUUCACCAGUGCAGCUUAAAUGGCUGAUGUUCACCCAAGCAAGAUGUGUGCAUUUAGGGCUUUGCUCUUACCAUAAGUUGAUACGGUUAAAUCCUGCACUGCUGACAGCAUGCGGCGUUAUUCUGCUGCCUUUGAAAUGGCCUUCUACCGGUGGCUGUAUUUGAGCUGGGAGCAACUAAGGAAGGAGCCGGACAAAUCUGUCUACACGAGGCUUUGAGCAAGAAAACUCAAAAUCUAAGUUAACUGGAAGUAAUGUGUGCUGUGACUUGGCCCAUCCAAUUGACACACGUGCAGAGUUGCUCCACGCCGCAAUUGUGCAUGGAAUUUCUGAUGUCAGUGUUGAUAAAGACUUAUGGAGUGCCGUGGCACUUCCCCAGUAUUUAUUUUGUGAUCUCAAACUUCACUUGUGUCUCUAGAGCAGAGCUGUGUGUGAGGGAGGACCCUGAAAUGGAGCCUUGCGCCUUCAGCUGCAUUCACUGUUAAAACCUACUUCACGGAGAGUUCCAUCUUUUUGUUAUGCACAUGUAAUGUGGUGUUCGUGGCCCUCCAGAAGGACCUAGGAGCAGGAACAAGCGUGCCCUAUCCCAUUCCAACAAAACUAAGGUGCUGUUUUGCUCUCGGCUCAUGGCAAGGCAAAAAUAGAUUCUGCAUUUAAAUACCAAAAAAAAUAAAAAUCCCUAAUGCUUUCAUCUUGCUCACAAAUUUUGGUUACUGCUUCCUGGCUAGUUCCUAGACCAAGUAAGGACACUGCAACUUUUUGCUCUUAAAAACCACACCCUUUCUCUUCUGCUUACUCUACUCUUCUGAACAGUUUGGUUUUUCUUUAUUUUUUUUCUUUUGAGAAAGCUCUUACAUUGCAUUUAAAAUAACAAUCAUGGUAACAGAAUUUCAACUGCUGAUUUACCAAUGUAUUUAAUGUAAGUAAACAAAAAAAAAUCAGUGUAUU
Podarcis lilfordi (Lilford's wall lizard) is the source of this 28024-nucleotide messenger RNA. NCBI's taxonomy places the organism in Eukaryota, Metazoa, Chordata, Lepidosauria, Squamata, Lacertidae. The record is from the annotation of a GenBank genome assembly.